AUGGCGUGGACUCUGGUAGGCCGGUCAGAUGAGGAGAUGAAGGACGAAGUGAAGGCGGCACUCCACAUCCAGACUAAUUCUCCAAACUCGACCGAAGACAAUUCCUUCUUGGUUAUAAUGAAUAAUUACUUUGGAAUUGGAAUUGAUGCCGACCUUUCCCUCGACUUUCACAACGCGCGUUCUGAGAACCCAUCAAAGUUUAAUAGCCGGGGCAUGCGCUUCUUGUUUGGAUCGAUUUUUCGAGGUGGGAGCAAAGGCGUAAGGUGGUUGGCUGCAAGCUCAGAAAAGGAUGCGGUAGCAAUAUGCGGCGGCUGUGUCGUCCUCUGGCUUACCCAAUUAACCUCUGCUAAUGAGCACGAGUCCAACUGUAGAUAG
Messenger RNA from Dibothriocephalus latus, 375 nucleotides. The record is from the annotation of a GenBank genome assembly. Lineage: Eukaryota; Metazoa; Platyhelminthes; Cestoda; Diphyllobothriidea; Diphyllobothriidae.